This is a messenger RNA of Apis laboriosa (Himalayan honeybee), 6089 nucleotides long. RefSeq names its product tyrosine-protein phosphatase non-receptor type 5-like. Bases 3262 to 4959 code for a protein of 565 amino acids. The record is from RefSeq and is a predicted model, not a curated record. Gene Ontology annotation, molecular function: protein tyrosine phosphatase activity. Lineage: Eukaryota; Metazoa; Arthropoda; Insecta; Hymenoptera; Apidae. The transcript has 9 exons. Gene Ontology annotation, biological process: protein dephosphorylation.
UAAAGUGAUUAUGUUUAUCGCCCUUAGAUACCGUCUCCACGGCUUCCCUUCACGCCCACGCCUUCGAAAAUAACUUCUCCUCCUCGGUAAACUCUUCGCAAUUUUCUCUCAGAUUUUUUUCUUUUCCCGCUCUCGUUGUUAAAUCACGACCUCGUUCAAACUGAUAUUCGAAUUCGUUUCGUGAACUUUAUUAAUUGAACGGUACAACAGACUUGCCAAUAAUAAAACUAGUGAAAAACUAGUGGAAAACUGUUCACUUUUGAUUGAAAAUGAUUCAAAUAAGAGAAAUUUCAAAGAGGCCAUGAUUUGAUUAGAUCUUUUUUGUAAAUGCAAUAAAAAAAUCGAUACAGUUUGAUUAUUUUUAUCGAGGAAAAAUUAUUAAAAGAUAUUUAAAAAAAUCAUUGGUUUAAAGGAUAUUGUAAAGUUCGUAAAACCUGCAACAUCUUCCAAACUAAUGAUUUUUCGACGUAAAUAGAUCAACACUUUUCUCGAUUGCUAUAAUUAAAACAAUGUAAUUUUAUUUAAAGAAAAAAAAAAAAAAAAAAAAAAAAAAACCUUCGUACAUCUACUUCUUGAUCGAAUCAUUUUCUCACACAAUAUGAUAAUAAUUUUCCACCACUUUUACAUUUACAUUUUAUUUAUCUAAAUUGAAAAAAGAAAAAAAGAAAAAAAAUAGAAAAUCCAUAAGACGAUUAUUGAAAUUGAAACGGAACGUCGAAACGAAAGAUUGUUUUUUUUUUUUUUUAAAGAAGGAUCGAUGGAAAGGUUGGAUGCACAGUUUUUUCAAAAGCGCUUUAUCAGCGGUGGUCGCGAGGACCGUACGCGGCCAAUGACUCACGAUGAAUAACGAAGGCUUUAUAGUAAAUGUUAAACGAGUUUUCAUUGAGCGAUACGCGUAUCCAUGUGGAUGGAUAAAAUUCCUUUGACUGACGAUUUAUCGCGCUACGAUAAUUAUAGGACGAUUCAUUUCUUUUUUCUUCUUUUUCUUCUUCUCUUGAUGUCUCUGAGAGAGACAUUGAAAAUCACUUUUUCUUUUUUUUUUUUUUUUUUUUCUUUCAACUUUUGAAUUACAUGUGAAUUUAAUUAAUUUCUUUCUCGUGAGAUUAGAUCCUAUUUGCGAGAUCGUCGAGAAUAUUGUAAAUAUUUUUUUAAACGAACAACUAAACUUUUCCUGAAACUUUCUACACAAACUUUCACGUACUACUAACUUUUCUUUCCCAUCCGAAUAAAAUAUCAAAAAUAAUCUUGCAUAAAUUUAUACGAUCCGAUUCCAAAAGAUUUUAUUCAAAAAAAAAAAAUUCCAUGUCUUUUAGCCGUAUUUCUCGACGAAAAAAAAAAAAAAGGAGAGAGAGAAAAAAGAAACCCUCGAAAGACGUGUCUCGAUACCACCCACGCGUUUCUCGUUCGAAUCGACGGUACACAAUUUUACGCAAGUGCGUGUCUGGCUGCGUGCGCCCUGCGAAAGCUCGCAAGCCCCCUCCGAAGGGUGAAUGGAGCCUCUAAUUUAGUCGGUGCCACGACCUCCCUACGAUUCGUACGAAUCCACGCUCCCGUACACUCGUCAAACUUUGUCUUUUUUUUCGUCGACAAUUUUUUUUUCUUUUUCUUUUUCUCUUUCUUUUUCUUUCCCUUCCAGUGCUUCGAUCCAGUGUUCUCGUCGAUUUUUUCUCUCGAGUUUUCAAUUUUUUUUUUUCUACCAAGUUCUAAUAUAUUCCGAUACCCCCCAAUCAAUUAAAUUGGAAUCAGAGUGAAUCUCGAUGAAUCUUGAACUACGGAAUGUGUGGUAAAGUGGUUUGGUUCAAAAUUUUGAGUCAAAACUUGGGUGAAAAAUUUGAUCGAUCUCCCCGCCGAUAAUUUUCUUUCUUCUCGCCCAUGGUGCUUCCAUCGAUCCAUUCAAUGUGCAAUUUUAAAAGUUAAACUUGCCUUCCUAAUAUUCUUUCUUUCAUUCUCGUGAUUUUACGAUAUUCGAGUCAUCAUUUACGGUGAUUUAAUAAAACGAUUGAAAUCGAAUACCAUACUCAACACCUUGGAACACGGUGAAGUUUAAUCGAACUAUUGAACAAUCCAAAAUUGAUUUAAAUAUUGCUAAAAGAAAAUAAUCUAAUAUCCACGAGAAUAAUAUAUUAUCGACUGUAUUAAAAAUCUAAAAAAAACACUAAAGUUACUCGAUGAUUUCAUAGAUGAGUAUUAUUAAAUUUAAAAAAUUUCGUUUUUUAUAAUUAACUUAUACGUGUAUACGAUUUAAUUUCGAUUUGGAAAUAUUCGACACGCGCCAUCACACGUAACGUACUUAUCUAAAAUAGAUUCUUUCUUUUUUUAACAAUGCUGUUAAAACUACCACUCUCGAGCAUACGAGCAAUCGUGGUGACACGAGGACACGACGAGGUAUCUCAACCUCGACAGAUAUCGUGAGAAUUGGCUUCGUUCGGAGGCCCUCGAUUAAUUCAACGAAUCCAUUGGAUAAACGCAGAGAGCGGAUCGAAAAUUCGGUUGAAAGCUGGAUUAUUGAUUUUUCAGCCGGUUGUUCGGCAACAAUGACAGUCGGUCAGCAUUGUUGAGCAUGAGGCAUCGCAUGUGACUGGUCACUGGUUGAGUCAAUUAGAGGAAAGAGAAAGAGAGAGAAAAAAGAAAGUGUUUAAAAGUUUGAAAAGAGAAAGAAGUGACAAUGACGAAAGCUCGAAACAUUUGACUCAUAAGUAAGGAAAAAAGAUUUAUUUAAAAAAAAAAAAAAAACCGUAUUCAACAAACUUUCGUUUAUAAAAAAUGAAACAUCGAUGACCGGAAGAAUAUAUUAAGUUGGAAUAAAAUUUUAAGACAAAAGAGAAAAGAAACGGUAUAGCGUUGUAAUUUUCCUUACGCAAGGAAAGGUAUAAAAUUAUAAACAGAGCGAUUCGACAGAGCGAAUAUUGGAUGUCGGCCGUAUGGCAGGGAUGAAUGGGCAACAUCCGGUUUUCUGAUUCACCAAGAUAUUCUUGAGAAAUGCGUAAGACACACGCCUAGACGUUUGCUCGAUCCAAUAUUGUCUUAACUGAUGGAUAAUUGAUAAAAUCGAACCGCUUUCGCCUUUUAACAUGAGAGAAAAAUAACCGUUUUGCAUCAUUUAAUCUCAUCGCUACGAGAUAAACGAAGAUUGUUUCAUCAUUGGUUACAAAUCGAUCGAUCGAUGUAUUUGUAUUUGUAAAAAAAAAAAAAAAAAAAAAAAAAGAAAAAGAAAAAAAAGAAUCGAGGAACGAUCAUUUACAAACUUUUUAUCGUUCACGGAUGGAAAAGUAUAGUACAGAUGCAAACAUGAGACAGUGUUUCGACGGAGUUUUAGUACACGGAGGAACAAGUACUCCUUUAACUAAUCACUAUGUGAAUGAUGCAAAUUAUUAUGAAAUCUCAAGCAAUGAUGACAAUUCAAGUCCCUUGGAGAAAUUUUACUUAAUUACUGGACAAAGGUGGCACACAGAUACUGUGCUACCUAUUCCUUUAUUACCAUCUACAGAGGGAAUGUCUGCUCGAUCUCAUCACAGAUAUCAACUUUUUAUACAUAGAAUCCCACAGUCCAUAACGGGACUGGAUGAUGCUGGAAUGGAUUUGCAAGCAGCUCAACUCAGUACCCGCACAGGACAGGAGGUACGUUCCACUGCAACCUUAUCAUGGCUAGACUGGCAAUUGCCCCUGUUUGUAGCAGUUUGCGCCAUCGGUGGCGUCAUUCUCUUUACAUUUCUGAUUUUGUUAUGGCUGCGGAAACAAAUGUCGCGUGAAAAAGAUACCGAAGAUGGUGAUAGGAGAGGUUUGGUAGAAGAAGGUGCUGUAGGUCACCCGGAAAAAUCUGUAAAACCUUCAAAAGGAUCGAUUGAAUGGGUUCAUCAACCCGCAACGAAAUCAUCAAUUCAAUCUGUUCCUACUCGACCUCUUACGCAACCCAUUGGUUUACCAGAAGUAAUGUCAGUAGCAACUCCAGAACGCAGACCGGAACCGAUACGCAUAAGGACUAAAGGAUUGUUAGAACGACGUGGAUCAAGCGCAAGUUUGACUAUAGAAUUGGCACCACCUCCAGAAAGUCCACCUCAUAUUGUUACACCUACUCGUGAAUGUACUGCAGAGGAAUUUCUAUUAAGCGCUGGAAACGUUUUAUCAAGAGCUCAACUUAGAAAGGCAAUCAGUGACACGGCAUCGUUACAUAAAGAAUUUUGGGAAGUUCCUCUUAAUUUACCCGAGAAAUUAGAUAUAUGUGGAUCUGGGGUGAAGAAUAGAUAUUGUUCCGUAUUACCAAAUCCACAAUCAAGAGUGAUUUUACCAGGUCCUUCUGAUGAUCCUCUUUCGAGUUAUAUUAAUGCCAAUUAUAUUCGGGGAUAUGAUGGAGAAGAUGCACGCUAUAUUGCAACACAGGGACCAUUAGCUCACACUGUGGAUGAUUUUUGGAAAAUGGUCUGGGCAGAAAAAGUACCCGCGAUAGUUAUGAUGACGAAACUAUAUGAAGCCGCCAAAACAAAAUGCGAAGCAUAUUUUCCAUUGGAUAAAAAUAAUCGCAUACAGGCUGGACUGUUUACAAUUAUUGUUAUUUCUAUUGAUACAAGAGAAGGAUACACGAUUAGAGAUUUGGAACUUCGAUAUGAAGGCGAAAGAAAGCAUGUGCAGCAUUACUGGUAUGAUUCAUGGCCGGAUCAUGCCGUACCUCAAACAGCGGAUACCCUUGUUAGUUUAGCUGCAGAAGUAAAUUCUUUACCAGGUCCGGUCGUUGUUCAUUGUAGUGCUGGAAUUGGACGAACUGGCUGUUUCAUAGCUUUAGCUACGGGAAUGACGCAGUUAUUACGAGAUGGGAAUGUAGAUGUAUUGGGUAUUUUAUGCCAAAUGAGAUAUGACAGAGGUGGUAUGGUUCAGACAGCAGAACAAUAUGAAUUCGUUCAUCGUGCACUUUGUCUGUAUGAACAGACACUUGAAGGUGGUAAAUCAUCAAGUUCAGGUGAUUGAAAUUACAAACAAAGUGAUUAUGGGAAUUGAUAAAAGUUCAGUAGAAGAAAAAGAAUUGGUCUUAGAAUUAUUAUAUGAAAAGAUUUACGAAAUGAAUAUGGUCUGCAACAUAUUAUUAACGUCCGGGUGUGAACAUUUGUACUAUGGAGGAAAUCCUAUGAAAAGAAUCUCGAUUUCAAUUCUAGACCAGCGGAUGUCUUAUUCGAUCUUCAGCUAUUCAAGAUGAGUUUUAUCUCAUUAAAUAAGCUGCCAUUUCUAUACUGCCAUGACAAAUCGUUGACAAUUAAUAUCAGUCACAAAGCUCAAGAUAAAGGUAAAUGAUUAUUGACUCAUGUUCUAAAGAGUUCUACAUUAUUCUUAAACGGAAUUAAAACUGUUUGACAAAUGGGGGAAAAAAAAAAAAAAAAGAAAAAGAAAAAGAAAAAAAGAAAAAAAAAAUACUUCAAUUUGACUCGCGAGAUAUCAGGGUUUGUCAAAGUAUUGAUUCAGAUUUUUAUGCAUUCUCUGUGUGUUAUAAAUUAGAUUUGUUAGUUAUAAACAUUUGCAUCUAUGAUAUUCUCAGAGUCCUAUUCUUUCUACAUUAUGAGCAGUUCUUACUUAGCUUUCCAGUACAGUAAACUAUUACAAAACUAAUGUUGCUGUCUACUAUACAAUUACAAAAAUAAUAACAUUAAUAGUUAUAAUUAUUUCAAAAUAAAAUCUUAAAUACACAGAAGGGCAAAUAAUUAUAAAAUUGGGACCCAGUUUAAUUAAAAAAUUUUUAUCCUAUUUGUAGUUCCUAGUUAAUUUUACAGUAAAAUGUACACACAAUGAUUUUUUCCAUGAUUUUUAAUUAAUUUAUCAAUAAAGACUGAAUGCAGGUAGUACAAUACGUUUAUUAUAUAUUAUAAGUUAUAAAUUUAAUUAGAAAUAUUAUGCUUCUCUGAUACAAAGCAAAAUUUAUGAUGUUAUAAGAUUGUAAAAAAUAUAAUCUUAUUUGAAAAAAAAGAAGAAAAAAGAUAAAUUGUAGAAUGAGUUUGUUAAGUUUUAAAGCAAACUAUUCAUUAUAUAGCAAAAAUAAAGUUGUUAUAGCAUUCUUUCCAAGUAUUAUGUAUAUACAAAGCUAUGAUUAUUUAUUUUCUUUACUGUAC